This is a messenger RNA of Cryptosporidium muris RN66, 1968 nucleotides long. RefSeq lists its product as uncharacterized. The coding region runs from base 1 to 1968 and encodes 655 amino acids. The transcript has a single exon. The record is from RefSeq and is a predicted model, not a curated record. NCBI's taxonomy places the organism in Eukaryota, Apicomplexa, Conoidasida, Eucoccidiorida, Cryptosporidiidae.
AUGUUUACAAGAUCUUCACCGAAGCAAACAGAUUCUUCUCCUCCGAUAAGAAAUGCAAAAUUUAUGAACGGUUCUGCUCCUAUAAAUAAAAGUUUAGUAGAUAGUAGUGUAAAUAGUUCAAUGUCGGCUAAUCAGAAGAAUAAAAGCCAAAAGCUGCCUACAGUUAAGAGUCUGGCGAAGAAAAACUUAACAGAUAUGAAAAAUAGGGUUUACACUCCUAGUGAGAUUGCUAAUUUUCCUCCUACUAGCCCUAAUAAAUUUGCUAAUAAUUUGGUAGAUAGUGAAAAUCCAAAUUUAAAUACGGUAGUUAAUAAUUUGGACUCAAGUAAUAUUUCAAAUACUUCACCUUCGGGAGGAGCUACUGCAAAUAAGGUACCUAGCUCUAAUUUAUCACCUGAGGUUGUAUUAGCAGAUUUAAUUAGAAAUGAUCAGAUUAAAUUACCUAGUAAACUUGAUAUUCCAAGUAAAUUAGAUGAAUUUAUAUAUAGUGGAAAACCAGGUUUAACUCCAGGAGUCUCAAGUGAAGCAGGGAGGAUUCACGAUAAUUUAGAUUCCCUAAGAAAUACCUUUGCAAGAUUUGUAGAGUAUAGAUUUUAUGAAAGUACAAUAGAUAAAUCGGAUCUCAAGAGUAGGGUAUUUAUGCGAAAUUCUUUGGAAAAACUUAAAGGAUUAAAUUAUCCUACAAUUAAAAUGAAACAAUGGGAGGAAUAUCAAAAGAUGUUAAUUGAAGAGAAAAAAAAUUUGUUACUUUUUCAAAAACAUAGAAGUGAUAAUCAAUCUCUUGAUGAUGCUUGGUGUCAAACAGAACCCAAAUUUUAUGAAGAUUUCAUUAAUACUACAAUUAGAGAUAAAUUGAGUGAGCUUAAAAAUAUAAAGGAAAGUAGAAAGAUAUUAACAAAAAAAUUAAAGAGUCAAGGUUAUUUAAGUUUAUAUGAUAUUAAUGAGGCCAAAGAGGUUAUGGAUGAAAAGUUCUUAAACCAAUUUGGUUUGGGUAAUGCAUUUUUAGAUGAAUCUGAGGAUUCUGAUGAUCCAGAAUAUAUAAAAUAUGAAAAUAUACUUGAUAUUUACAAGAAUUGCUUUGACAAUAAUAAUGAGAAGGAAUUUCGUGAAUUAGUUUUUGGAAAUAUAAAAUAUAGAAAUUUACAAAAUUCCAAUUUAAUUGAUGCUAAUAAAGAUUCUAAGAAAACUCUUAGAUCGAAGUUAGUGAACUACUUAGAUGAAAAGUUACACUUUUCAGAUGUCCAGAAACCUUGGAAAUGGGAACAAGAGUUUAAAGUAUAUAUUGGAGAUAAAUCUAUAGAAAAUACAAAUGUUCGCUCUAGGAUAGAAAAAGAUAAAUAUUCCCUUAAUUUGGUUGAUAUACCAAGAGAUUUUAUUAAAGAUAUGAUAAAUAUACGUAAGGAAUAUAAAAAAGAAUUAAUUAAUAAUGAAAUUAUAAUAGAGGAGAUGAAAGGUAUUAUCAAUAACUGUUCGCAUAGGGAUGUAUGUUCAGAAGCUGCGAAAAAGCAGCUUUAUAACAUUGAUAAUAUUAAAAAGCAUAUGCCUGAAUAUUUAGAUACAAGAGAUAAUACUGAAGAGCAACAAAAUAUCAAAUGUAAAGCUUCAAAUAAAGCAGGCAAGUUUAAAAAUACUCAGAAAAAUAAUGUUGUACCACUGAAGAAAUUGAAAUCAUUAUCUGAUAAUAGCUUUGAUUCUCCAAACAUUGUAGAUGAUAACUUACAGGGUAAUUAUUUCGAAAGUAAUAGGGUUUUACAUGAUAUUAAUAUUUUAAGAAGUGCAGCUGGUGUUUUGAAUAUGUUACAAUGUUUGGAAAAGUCUCAGUAUGUACAUUAUAAUAGUAAGAAACUCAAGGAACAAAUAUUAGACGACCUGAAUGAAAAAGAUAUAAAGUUAAAUCCAGAAGAAAAGAGUGCAUUUGAUAUGGGAGUUGAGAAGGUAAUAAGGGAGAUCUUGAAUAAAAGAAAAUAA